Tetrahymena thermophila SB210 is the source of this 8628-nucleotide messenger RNA. RefSeq names its product IQ calmodulin-binding motif protein, putative. The record is from RefSeq and is a predicted model, not a curated record. Gene Ontology annotation, molecular function: protein binding. The transcript is spliced from 19 exons. NCBI's taxonomy places the organism in Eukaryota, Ciliophora, Oligohymenophorea, Hymenostomatida, Tetrahymenidae.
AUGAAUAGCCAUAUAAGUGAAGAAUACUUUCCAUAAAGUACAGGAAACAAUAGAAUGUAAAUAAAAAAACUAUAAAAUUAAGAAGUGACUUCAAAUUAGCCUUAAAGAAAUAAUUUUAUGAAGAGCGUUUUAAAAUAAAAUGCAUAAAAUAGCUUGUAAUCUUAGAAUUCUAUUAAUUAAAACUUUAGAAACUAGUCUUCACCAUCUCCUUAAUGCAAUUAGUAAAAAGUAAUAACGGGAAGGCGAUUAGAUAACUAAUCUAUCAGCAUUAAUACAAACUCUUCCUCUACAAAGAUGUUGCAAAUAUAAAGGCUUCCUUUAAUGAAUGAAAGUUCAAGAAAAAGAAUGAAUUCAGAUACCGAAUCUAGUAUGUUUACAAACAGGAAUUUGCAUUUACCAGUAGAAUAAAAUCAAGCAGAUAUAUAAGUAGGAGAUAGUAUUUCUAUGAUUAAAUGUGAGUCAGCAAGAGUCUCUUAAAAAAGCUUAGUGAAAUAUGGAUAGAAUUUUUUUAGUUCAGUUAAGAAGAUACCAGAAAAUUAAACUGAAUAUUAAUUAUAGCAUGCAAAUGAAGGGACAAAGAAUGGAAUUAUUUUAUCAGAAUAUGAAUUGCAGCAGAACAAAUUAAUAAAUAUUGGAGAAGAAUAAGACAAAGUAGAAAACCAUAUGAGCUCUAAUUAAAUGGAAAGCAAAAGCAAAAAUACAAGUAAUAAAAAGACAACAAGUCCAAAUAAAUAUGAUAAAAACAAAAAAGAUAUCAAAAAGAGAAUAGAAGUAAAAAAAGAAAUGUUGGCUUCAACUUUAAGUCCAAAUACUACAAAUAAUUCUAAAUAAAUUAGUACAAACGAUGGAAGCAAUAAAGAAAAUAUGGAGUAGAUUUUAUAGUCUUAAGAGCUAAUUUAAUAGCAAUAGCAAUAAUAGCAAUAGUAGUUAGAUUAAAAUAAUAUUUAGAAAUAAACCAAAAAAGUGAAUAGAAAGAGUGCUUCACAAACCUUUUCACCAACUUAAAUUAAACAUAUACAAAAGUUACUAAAUAACAAAGAAUCUAAAAAAAAGAAAAAAAAUUAGCUCUUUUUAUAUAGCAACUUAAGCUCGCCUAAGCAUAUUGCUAAAUUAGAGAUUUCUGGGACACUUUCUUCAAAGGGAUAACAUUUAAUAUAAGAGAUAGCAACCCCAAAUGGAAACAUUAAUAAAAACAAUUUAGAAAGUCAAACAAUUUAAUAAGAUUUUCAAAAUGGUAAAAAUAAAAUUAGCAAUAGCUUAACUAAUGAAAUAUAACAGUAAAAUAAAUAUUUACAAGCAGUUUAUUAAAAUUAAAAUUAUAUAAGCUCAAAUAAUAAUUAAAAUCAUGAAUAAAAACUAUCACAACAAUCUUCAGCAUCAGACUUGGUUAUGUAAACUAAUACUAAGACAAAGAAUAAAAAGACAGUUUCAAAUGGGAACGGCUUUAUUAAUUAAAAUUCAUAAAUAAGCUAAAAUAGAUAAGUAUCUGUAAAUAAAAAAAUAUCAUAAAAUUCAAGUCAUAAUUCUUUACAUAUAGCUCAUAAAAAGUAAAAUUCUAUAUCUAAUAUUUCAAAAAAUCAUAAUGAAGGAAAUAUAAACAACUCUCCUCUUCAUAAAACUCAUAGACAAACUGCAAGCCUUUAAAUAAACUCUUCUUAGCCACAAAUUUAAGUAUAUAAUCAAGACUUAAAAAGAUAGAAAUCAGAAGAGUUUUUAUUAUUUAUCAAUGAAAAUGCUACUAAAAUAUAAAAAGAAAUUGAAGAUAAAAAAAAGAAGGAAGAAGAAGAAAGAUAAAAAAAAUUGGUUGAAAAAGCUUUGCUGAAAUAAAAAAAUGAAACAAUUAGACAAAAAAACUUAAUAAGAUAUACUUUAAAACAAGCAUCGCUAAAAAAUAAGCAAUAAAAUUAGUAGCAUCUAUUAACUAACAGAAAUUAAAAUGAUGCUUCAAAGAAGAUUAAUCUUCUUUUUAAAAAUGUUUAAGCUAAGCAAAAUUAAUUAUUAAAUCAAACAUAAUCUAGAAGUAUGCUAAAAUCACCAAAAAAUCAAAAAAAAAUAGAUCCUAAACAAAGACGUAUUAAUUUGGGAUUAGAAUGCUUAAACUAAUUAAAUGAAUCAGCAAUUCAAAGUUUAAUUCACAAUUAAAAGUUGAGAGCCACCUAAUCAGUUCAUCUAAAAGACGAAAGUAAAAGAGCUUUUUCUCCAGAAGAAAAGAAACAAAUCUAAGAGUUUAUGUUUAUAAAAAAGAAAUAAAUAGAUUAAGAUAUAGAGAAUAAAAAAAAAGAUAAAUUAAUGAAGCAGCAAAAACUUAGAUUGAAUCUAGAAAUCUUGAAAAAUGAAAUUAAGGAAUAGAUAAGCUCUUGUAAAUCUUCCAAAGGAGGCUUUAAUUAAAAUUCAAACAAUUUGUCCAACGGUCAAUAAAAUUCAUCUUCUAAGAAAGCUAAAAGUUCUUCAACUAGACAUUUUAAGAGUUUAACAUUUUCAGCUCCUUAGUUUGAUAAUCUAGGGCAUUAAAAUUCUUUGUAUAUUUCACAAAUAGAUACUAAUAAAGCAGAUUAGUUUUAUAAUAAUACUAAUAGCAGCAGCAAUCUUAACUAGCAAGAUGAUUAGGUUUUUGACUAUUUGUAUGAAGAGUAUAAAAAAAAUUUUAAUUGGAGAGAUUAAUUAGAAUAAAAUUUACAUUACUAAUCUUUACAAAACUUUCAUUAAAGCUGCUCAUAAUUUUCAAAUCAGAAGGAUGAAAGCAUCAUUAAUAAUUAAAACAAGCAACUAACUUCUUCGAGCAAUCAAAAAAGCUUAUCAAAUAGAAAAAAAAGUAAUAGAAGUUAAUCUUAAAAGAUGGAAUAUAAUUAUUAAAAGUAGGUUUCUGACCAAUACUAUAAUAACUAGAACUAGUUUAGCCAAAAUAAAUUAAACGAUUUUGUAAAUACUUUAAAACCUUAAAGACUGUAAUUCCAAAUUGAUGAAGAUAAAAUUAUUCAAAACGAUAAUUAAAAUUUAGUUAUUAGCUAGUAAUUAGGUCAUAAUUCUAAUUAAGAUUAUCUAUACAACUCAUAGUAAUAAGAUUUGUACUAGUCGUUCAAUGCUUAGUAAAAUCAAGAAUUUUAAUAGAGAAAAAAUUAAAUUUAUGUAUAAUACACGAAACUGUCUCAAAGAAUAUAAAAAUAGAUUUUUAAAAAUUUGAAAGAAUAGAAGCAGAUUAACUAAUAUUAAUAGAUAAAUCAGAAAAGAGAUAUGUAAUUAUAGUCAUACUAAAACUAGAUUGACACAUAGGCAUAAAUUUAUAAAUAAUAUUCAAACAGAGAUAAAAUAUAAGAAAUUGAAGAAGAAUUAUACGAAUAAAAUGAUGAUUAUGAUGAAGUUAGCCCUCACUAAAAUGCAUAUGACAUACCUAAUUAAUAUUUCCAUGAAAAUGAAAAAUCUGAAGAUUAAAAAAAGCUCCUAAAUGAAUCUUUUGAGAAAGAUUAAAAUACCAACAAAAACUAUUCUUUAUCAAUUUAAAAUUAAUAGAGCUCAAACUAAAAUAGCUCAAAUGCUAAUUAAAAAUAUUUGUAGCAAGAUGAGUCAGCAAAAUUGGAUUAUUCUAAUAAUAUGAAUAAAUAUGAUUUAUAUAAACUCACAGAACUGAGUAGCAUUAAAAAUAGCAGUGUUGCUGAAGUCGUACAAAAGAAAAGCGAAAAUAACUUAGGAAACAAUUAACAGCAAUAGCAAAAUUAAACAAAUAUGUUGUUGGCAUAAAACUAAGCAAAUUAACAAUUUAUUUAAAACUAAAAGGAUGCUUAAGAUGAAGAACAUAUAAGUGACUAAAAAAAUAACUAGGUUAGACAAAAGAGUAAAAGCGAGUAAUUAACUUCAAACUAAAAUUAUGACAGCCCUUCUAAGGGAACUAAUUUAGUUGAUGAGAUUCCGACUAUUUAGUCUGAUGCAUCUUCAGAGUUCUAAGCUCAAUACGAAAAUCAGUAUCAACAGCAAGAAGAAGGAUAUAGUAAUUCUUAUGGAAUGAAUGAGGAAGAGCUAGAAGAGUAUAUGUAUUAUAACAUAGCAGCAAUAUAUAUUUAGAAAGUUUGGAGAGGAUUUUACACAAGGAAGUUGCUAAGAGAUUUCUUUUUAGAAUUAGAAGAAAUGUAUGAGAACCAAGAAAAUGAUCAAUAUCAAAAAAGCGUACUCACUGAUUAGUCCUAACAUUAAAAAGCUAAUUAAGCAAAUAAGAAUUCUUAGGAUGAUUUAAUUAAAAAUAUACAAAGUUCUAAUAAUGGAAGUAAUAUCGAUAAUAGGGAUGAUACCUAGAUUUAACAAAUUAUUGAAAAAACAAAUAAAACAAGUCAAGCUGAUGAAAAUAAAAUAUAAGGAGCCGAUUAAUAGAUUAAAUAAGGAUAUGAUUUUAACUCAGCUAAAAUUGUUGAAACAAUGGGCAGCAGUGAUGAUAAUAUUUAACCUAUUUUAAUUGAUUUGAAUAGGAAAAAAGAUUCAAAAGAAUAAAAUUUUCCAUUAAAAAACACAACUUUAUAACAAAAAAUGAAUUCGAGCCCAUAAAAAAAUUAAGAAGGUAUCAGAGAUGAAAAUUAAUUUAAAAACAAUAGUGGAGGUAAAAGUAAUUAAAAUACAGAUAGUUAAUUACAGAAUUAAAAUAAGAGUAGUUAUCAUAAAAAUGAUUUAGAAAACUUAAUAUCGUAAAUAGAUCUUAAUUAAAAAGACUAAAAGCUUAAAAAUGAGACAUUAUAAAUGUAAGAAAUCAAUGAAUUUUCGAAGAGUUUACUUACCUUGAAGGACUUUGAAAAAAGUACUGAAAACAAAUAUCCUUCAAAAACAUAAUUUGAAAAUGGCAUGAAACUUUCUGAUGAAAAUUAAAUAACAGAUUCUUAGUACUAUGACACUCCUUUGAAUUAAUAAUUAAUAUAAGAUUUAGAUGCCUAAAAAAGAAAUGACAAUUUUAGCUUGAAUCAAAAUAUAAAUUUAAUUAAAGAUAAAUACUCUGAAACCUACCAGAAAAUCAAGGAAGACCAAAUUAAUAAAUGGAGCGAACUCAUAAGUGACUUAUAAAAACUAUAGAAUUAACCAAAUAGCUAGAUAGACUCAGAGCAAAUAAAAAAACUAUGUUAAAAAUAUGAGAAUAACAAAAAUUAGCUUAUUGAUUAAUAUUAAUAGAUGAUAAAAAGCUAAGAAAACAAGGCGAUUUAGGAGAAUAGUCCAAUUUUAAAAAGUGAAAAAGAGAUAAAAGAUAAUAUUAGCAGAUAGUUAUAAGAUAAAAAAGAAAUAAACAAAAACAAGUAAAAUGAAAUAUUUGAAUCGUCACCUGUUUAAAAAUAAAAAUCACUGAGUAAAAAUAAUUAAGGAGUGUUAAAGAGAAUUGAUAAAAAUAAUUAGUUAUCUAAUAUGCAGGAUGUUUUAGGUUCAGAAUAACUUAUGAGAGAUUAAUCAGCUAUUGCUGCAGCUUUGUCAUAAUCCAAUCUUUCUGAUUAAUAUGAUUUAUCAACAAAGAAUUAAUACUCAAAUAAAAUAAAUGGCUUAAGUUAGAGUGUAGAUUUUAAUGAAAAUCGCAAUAAUAAAAUAAAUAAAAAAAAGUAAUAAAUCCCAAACUACUCUGAUUAUAUUUUUGAAAAAUUACCUUAAAGAGACUUUGCUUCAGGUAAAUUUAAUCGUUUGAUGCUCAAAAAAGAGUCUAUGGAUGAGUUGGUAAAAAUGAGGGAAGAAAUAAUUUCUUAUCAAAAGGAAGCAAAACUUUAAAUUAUAAACUAAAUGUUUGAGUAGAAGAAAAUUCCACUUUAAGUGUAUCAAACUAAACUAAAAGAAUGUGAGUAAUGGGCUCUUAAAGAACUUGAAAAGUUACAAAAAAAUCAUCAUGAAAUCGAAAGGGGAUGGAGGAAAUUUGCUGAGACAAUUAAGUAAACAAAGAGAGGGAUAGAGUUUAUGAAAUAGAUUAAAAAAAUUGAUUAUAACAAAAUACUUGCUAAUUCUUAAGAUGAGAUUAAAUUCAGUAGACUUUUAUCCUUUAGGUCUGACAGUGAAGCUAGUGAAGGUGAUGUAUUCAGUGAAAGAAAAGAGUACAAUUCUUAAAUACUCAAUAUUAAUAAUUUAAAAAAUUUAUCUGGAAUCAGUUAAGGUAACGGGGCUGGCUUAAACAAUUGUAUUAGUCCAAGCAAUAUAAAAAUAGUUGAUUAAUACUAAUUAAAUGAGAGACCGAAAAAAUAUAUUAACUAAUAGAAUCAAGGAUUGAGUUUAUUACAAAAUGGCUCAAUAAAAGGAACUAAUAGUAUCAAUAAUUAUGUUCUAAGUAAAAGUUGUACUAGUUGGGAUGGCAAUAUUUUAAAUACAAAUAAUAGUGAAGAAGUUGAGUUUGACGACAUAAACGAUUAUUUAAAAAAAAUAAAAAAUAACUUUGCUAGAAGUUUAUCUAAAUAACAAUUAUAUGGAUUUUAAGUUCAAUAGAACCAAAAUAACUAAUUGUAGCCCUAGAAUUCUUUGCCUGACGAAUCUUCUUCAAUAUCUCCAUAAUAAUCAAGAUCAAACACACCUAUUAUAAAAAAUGGUGAUGAAAGCAAUAAUAUGAACAACAACAUCAAUUAAACAAAAAAAGAUGAUAAAGAAAUUAAUGACUAAAACAAAAUUAAUAAUUUUGAAAUAUCUCCUAAUCCCAAACAAAAAUUAUUAACGUAAAUGACUAUAACAUAGCAGAGUGAAAAUGAUUUGAAAAAAAUUGGGUUAAUGUCAUUAGAAAGUGCUAGCUCUUCUGUAUAGUCUUAAAGUUCUGAAGCCUAGUUCAGCCAGCAUUUAUUUGAAUAUGAAAAUGCUAAAAAACUACAACAAUAAGAGAAAAAUAAUGGAAAUAUUGAAGAUUAAGAUGGCUAAGAAAAUAAACAACAACAAUAAAAUAACAUAUAAAAAUAAAUAUCUGACUAGCCAAAUAAAGAGCUUAUGUCAAUUGAAUAAAAGGCGAACAUAGUGAGUGACAAAAUUAUAGAAAAUCUGAUUGAUGAAGUUAAUAAUGAAAUUUAUGAGAUAAAACAGAAAGAAAGCACAAAAUAAUAAGCUCAUUAUACAGAAAAUAAUGUUUAUCCUAAUAUAAACGAAGUUAUGCCCACUAAUAUUGAAUAUAAAAAUCAGUUUGAUGAAAAGGUGAUACCUAUUGAAAGCUGUGCUAAUCUUAACAGUAUUAAAGAUUUCUUGGUUGCAUUGGCAGAAUUUAUCAAAGAAAACUUUAGAGAAGAAUUUUUAGGAAGAAUUAAUUUACCUCUUGGUAUUGAUCCCCUUGAAUUUUUAAAGACAUUUAACAUUACCGAGAAUACAGAACCUCAAGACACAGAAACAUCAAAUGCUCCAAUAUAUCCGUUAGUUAAAUAUAUUCAUGUGUAAAAGCCUGUUGUUAGUGAAGAAAUAUUCUUAACUUUUAAUGAAUUAUACCAAAGAAUGAUCAGAAAAUAAAAGAAAUUGGAAAAUAGAGAACUCUAUUUUGAUGGGUAAGAGGAAAAAUUUGCAGAUGAUGACGAUGAAGAUGAAGAUAUUGAUAUUUUUAAUUCAUAGAGUGACAUUGAAAAAUAUAACUUAAAGCUAAUUUUUGACUGUUUUAAUGAGGCUCUUGAUUUUUUGAGACCAUUCAGUUUAGGAGGAAAGCCUUUACCUUGGAAAUUAAACUAAAAAAAACUAGCAAAUUUGAAGGUUAAAGAUCAGGAUAUAGAAAGAGUUCUUGGUAUGGCUAUAGGAAGAACUUUGAAGUGGGGUUCAUGUCUGUGUGGGUUUAUUCCUGAAAAAAUUGAAUUCCCCCCUGGUUAAGAUGAAGAAAAUAACGAAUACUUAAAUUAAAUCAAAGAAGACAGAUUAGCUUAGAUGCUUGAAAAUGAGGUUUUAGAAAACGAGCAUAAAUGGCUUAUUUAUGAAGAAGAAGAAACAGAUGUUUAGCUAGAGAUAGCGGACGAUAUAUUCCACAGUCUGAUGAGCGAAACAGCACAGUGGCUAUAUUUAAAAAUGUAAGGAAAACUUGAAUUAAUGGAUGCCCUCUAGAUUAAUGUUGGUAGAGACUAGAAAAUGAAUUUCGAUGAAAUGAUAGAAGAUGAGGAAGACUAAAAGUAACUUUUAGAUUAUUAAGCAAUUUAAGAUGGUUAAAAAAAUAAUACACAAAGUGGCCUGAUGAGCAAAUUAGGUGCAGCUAAUAUUCUAACUCAAAAAAGAUUUAAAAAUUCUAAUGAAGCAAAUAUUCAUGCUAAUAUAGAAGAAUUAUAUGCAUAAAGUUAAAAUCAAUAUCUAGAUGAUGACAAUUUAAUUGUAAAUUUGGAUGAUCCUUCUAACUAUCAUAAGAGAAAAAGAAAGGCUAUAAAUUAAAACAAUACUAGUGAAGACUAAGAAUACAACGAGCUAGAUGAUUCAGAUAAUUACGAAAAUGAAUACUACUCAAAUAAGAAAACAGCAAAGGCCAAGGAGGAAAUAAGCUAAAAAAGGAGAUAAGGAAAGUAAGAAGAAAUACAAAGUAAAUAAAAUGAAAAAUUAAUAUUUUAGCAUAGAUAAUUGAGCUACAGCCCAUCAAAUUAAUAUAACUAAUUUUAAUAAUCUCCUGUAGAAUUCGGAGAUAUUUAACAAAAAUAUAAUUAACUUAUCGGCUCUACGAAUUCUAAAGCAUCUUCCCUAAAUUCAAGCUUUUGA